AAGUCUGGAAAGCAAACGCGUCUCAGAAAGCAACCAAAUUGUUCUCUCGCUCUCUCUCUCUGUCUGACCUUUGCCUUUUGAAAUUAGGGUUUCGAAUUCGAGAAUCUCUCGACUGUAACCCAAAUCGCAAUCCCGAUUGCCGACCAAGAUCAUUCUUGAGGGAUCCGAAUCGAACGAGAAGGCCCUAGCUCGGGUUGCGAAGCAAUGGCGGUGGCGACGAUGGUUAGCUCGGCCGGGGGUUUGCUGGCGAUGCUGAACGAGAACCACCCGCGGCUGAAGCUCCACGCCCUCUCUAACCUCAACAAGUGCGUCGACUACUACUGGCCCGAGAUCUCCACCAGCGUCCCCAUGAUAGAGAGUCUUUACGAAGAUGAAGAGUUUGAUCAGCAUCAGAGGCAACUUGCUGCACUGCUCGUCUCAAAGGUUUUCUACUAUUUGGGUGAACUUAAUGAUUCACUAUCUUAUGCACUUGGAGCUGGUUCUCUGUUUGACGUUUCGGAAGACUCUGAUUAUGUUCACACUUUGCUAUCCAAAGCUAUUGAUGAAUAUGCAAGCCUUAAGACUAAGGCGGCAGAAUCGAAUAAUGAAGCAGUUGAAGUGGAUCAUAGGCUGGAGGCUAUAGUGGAGAGAAUGCUUGAUAAGUGUAUCAAUGAUGGAAAGUACCAACAAGCCAUGGGUAUCGCAAUUGAAUGCCGAAGGUUGGAUAAACUAGAGGAAGCGGUUACAAGGAGUGAUAAUGUGCAUGGAUCUCUCUCUUAUUGUAUCAAUAUCUCACAUUCCUUCGUUUAUCGUAGAGAAUAUCGUCAUGAGGUUCUUCGUCUUCUUGUGAACGUGUAUCAAAAGCUGCCUUCUCCCGACUAUUUGAGCAUUUGCCAGUGCCUAAUGUUCUUGGAUGAGCCUGAGGAAGUUGCACGGAUAUUGGAAAAGCUCCUGAGAUCUAAUAAGGAUGAUGCUUUGCUCGCGUUUCAAAUAGCCUUUGAUCUUGUGGAGAAUGAGCACCAAGCUUUUCUGUUAAAUGUAAGAGAUCGUCUGUCAGUUUCGACAUCUCGCUCUCAGGAAUCUGGGCAACCAGGACAUAACGAAGCUGAUGCUGCUCAAAAUGAAAGUCCUGCUGCAUCAGAGGAUGUUGCCAUGACUGAGGGGACUCAUACUUCUGAUGGUACUGUUCAACAAGUUGAUCAAAGUGAAGGCAUAUAUGCUGAGAGUUUUAAGAAAAUCAGGGGAAUUUUGUCUGGAGAAACAUCAAUUCAGUUGACCUUGCAGUUUCUCUACAGUCAUAAUAAAUCGGAUCUGCUUAUUCUGAAGACGAUUAAGCAAUCCGUUGAGAUGAGAAAUAGUGUUUGCCACAGUGCGACCAUAUACGCUAAUGCAAUUAUGCAUGCUGGUACAACUGUGGACACUUUUCUGAGGGAAAAUUUGGAUUGGUUGAGCAGAGCCACCAAUUGGGCUAAAUUUAGUGCUACCGCAGGCCUAGGUGUUAUUCACAGAGGCCACUUGCAGCAGGGGAGGUCAUUAAUGGCUCCUUACUUACCUCAAGGAGGGGCUGGUGGUGGAGGCAGUCCAUACUCUGAGGGUGGUGCCCUCUAUGCGCUCGGUCUCAUUCACGCAAACCACGGAGAGGGCAUCAAGCAAUUCUUGCGCGAUAGCCUGCGCAGUACUAAUGUGGAGGUCAUACAACACGGAGCAUGUUUAGGUCUUGGAUUGGCUGCUCUGGGAACCGCUGAUGAGGAUAUAUAUGAUGACAUCAAAAGUGUCCUAUAUACGGACAGUGCUGUCGCUGGCGAAGCUGCAGGUAUCAGUAUGGGUUUGCUCAUGGUGGGAACUGCAAGUGAGAAGGCGAGUGAGAUGCUUGCCUAUGCCCAUGAGACUCAACAUGAGAAGAUCAUUAGGGGAUUAGCAUUAGGUAUCGCCCUCAUGGUUUAUGGAAGGGAAGAAGAAGCAGAUACGCUAAUCGAGCAAAUGACUCGUGAUCAGGAUCCUAUUCUUCGUUAUGGUGGUAUGUAUGCACUGGCCCUGGCAUACAGGGGUACAGCAAAUAACAAAGCCAUCCGUCAACUGCUACACUUUGCCGUCUCAGACGUGAGUGACGACGUCAGGAGGACUGCCGUUCUAGCACUUGGAUUUGUGCUUUACUCAGAGCCAGAACAGACUCCCAGAAUUGUUUCACUGCUGUCUGAAUCUUAUAAUCCACAUGUUCGAUAUGGUGCGGCUCUUGCUGUGGGCAUAUCCUGUGCGGGGACUGGCUUAAGUGAGGCUAUAUCUUUGCUGGAGCCUCUGACAUCAGAUGUCGUUGAUUUUGUUCGUCAAGGUGCCCUCAUUGCCAUGGCCAUGGUCAUGGCCCAGACAAGUGAAGCAAGUGAUUCUCGUGUUGGAGCUUUCAGGCGGCAAUUGGAAAAAAUUAUAUUGGAUAAGCAUGAAGAUACCAUGAGCAAGAUGGGAGCUAUUUUGGCCUCUGGAAUUCUUGAUGCUGGUGGAAGGAAUGUUACUAUUAGGUUGCUUUCUAAGACAAAGCACGAUAAAGUAACUGCAGUUGUUGGACUUGCCGUGUUUAGCCAGUUUUGGUAUUGGUAUCCCCUUAUCUAUUUCAUUAGCCUGGCAUUUUCUCCUACAGCAUUUCUUGGACUGAAUUAUGACCUCAAAGUUCCAAGGUUUGAGUUUUUAUCACAUGCAAAACCUUCACUUUUUGAAUAUCCAAAACCUACUACCGUGCCCACAACUACUUCUGCUGUAAAGCUACCAACUGCAGUCUUAUCAACGUCAGCCAAGGCCAAAUCUAGGGCUAAGAAAGAAGCUGAGCAAAAAGCCAAUGCUGAAAAAUCAUCUGGGUCUGGGGCAGAGGCAAGUUCUGCUGGUUCAAAUGCUGGGAAAGGAAAAUCAGUUAGUGACAAGGACGGAGAUUCUAUGCAGGUCGAUAGUCCCCAAGAAAAGAAAGUUGAGCCCGAGCCUUCAUUCGAAAUACUGACCAACCCUGCUCGGGUUGUACCUGCCCAAGAGAAAUUUAUUAAAUUCCUUGAGGAAAGCAGAUAUGUGCCUGUGAAGUUGACUCCCUCAGGGUUUGUUCUUUUGAGAGACUUGCGGCCGACAGAACCCGAGGUCUUCUCUCUGACUGAUUCACCAUCUUCUGCUGCAACAAAUACCGGUGGAUCUGCAACGGGACAGCAGGCCCCUUCUUCAGCCAUGGCUGUUGAUGAAGAGCCACAGCCGCCUCAGCCUUUCGAGUACACCUCAUGAUUGCAAUGUUGAUUUAUAUCUUUGCUUGGUGAUUGGCUUGCUUUUGAUGGAGAUAGCAGCCUUGCAAUUUAAUGCUCGAACUGGAGGUAAACUGGCUUCUGAUUCUGGGUCUGUAUACGUUGAGCCAUAUCUCCUUGCAAGGUGUCCAACGUCUUUGAUCAAUCUCCGUUGGUCCUGGCAAAUUUGUGGCUUUAUGCUUUGUAGCAAAGACCCCAAUAGAAAGAAAAUGGGUGGAUUUCAACUGUUUUUACUUGGGGAGAGGGGACUGGACAUUGAAGUCAAGUCUUAAAAGCAGACUCUGUUUAGUUCAUUUUCUGGCUCCCUGUGAGCAUUCACAAGACAUUUGCCGGAACCGUGGGGAGCUUCCUGUAUGAGCUGAAGCUCUAAGCACAAUCGCAGAACAUGAAAUUUGCCAAACCUUUACUGCUUCCAAGUUAUGUAG
Rhodamnia argentea is the source of this 3673-nucleotide messenger RNA. RefSeq names its product 26S proteasome non-ATPase regulatory subunit 1 homolog A. Lineage: Eukaryota; Viridiplantae; Streptophyta; Magnoliopsida; Myrtales; Myrtaceae. Gene Ontology annotation, cellular component: proteasome storage granule; proteasome regulatory particle, base subcomplex; proteasome complex. Gene Ontology annotation, molecular function: enzyme regulator activity. The transcript is spliced from 13 exons. The record is from RefSeq and is a predicted model, not a curated record. The coding region runs from base 205 to 3231 and encodes 1008 amino acids. Gene Ontology annotation, biological process: regulation of protein catabolic process; proteasome-mediated ubiquitin-dependent protein catabolic process.